AUGUUAUUUAAACCAAGAAACUGCUCAAAUGUGAUUCAGUUUUCAGCACGUUUCGUAUCUUCAAAAUAUCCCAGACCAUUCCCCAGACCCUACAAGCGACGUUUAUUCGAAGAAAGUUUGAAACCAAUACUUCCUGACACUGUACAAGCAUGUGUUGGUCCCAGUAUUGUCCAUCAAAACAAUUUGCUGAAAGACCAAAGUUAUAUGGACGUGGAGCUGGCUUUGUCCCAAUUGGUCAAAAAAUGGAUUGUCAGUGAAGAAUAUUCUGUUAUUGUUGUAUGUCAAUUCCUUCCUGUCAAUGGACGAACCUUAUGGCUCACAAAAAAUCAGUUACGGUUGAAAGGACUUGAAUUCAGAAACUAUGGUAAUAAGGUCCUGAAAAAAGUCUUCGAAGGCACUGCUGUUCAGUCAUUAGAACCUCUGUUGGUCGGCUCAAACGCUUUAUUGUUUGGAAAAGACCUAAAGAGUUUGAAGUCUCUUAUUGUAGAAACAGAUAAGCUCAAUUGGUUAACUCCUCUCGCCGUUGCCGUGAACAACAGAAUCCUGCCGAUGGAAUAUGUGAGGAAACUAGCGGAGUACAGAGAUAUCGAAGAUGUUCGUGCGGAAACUGUUGGAAUACUGUCAACGCAAUUGAACGAACUUCCAACAAGCUUAGGAAGAUUAGGAGGUGAUUUAGUAGGAUCAUUAAGCCAUUUGUCCCAGAAAGAAUAG
Messenger RNA from Auanema sp. JU1783, 711 nucleotides. The record is from the annotation of a GenBank genome assembly. NCBI's taxonomy places the organism in Eukaryota, Metazoa, Nematoda, Chromadorea, Rhabditida, Rhabditidae.